Molecule: messenger RNA, 8294 nt
Organism: Coturnix japonica (Japanese quail)
Lineage: Eukaryota; Metazoa; Chordata; Aves; Galliformes; Phasianidae
Gene: SEMA6A
Product: semaphorin 6A
Biological process (GO): positive regulation of neuron migration; semaphorin-plexin signaling pathway; axon guidance
Cellular component (GO): plasma membrane
Molecular function (GO): chemorepellent activity; semaphorin receptor binding
Source: RefSeq, a predicted model, not a curated record
GGGAGUGGGAGCCGGGCGGAGGCAGGGCAGCGGCGGCGGGCGAGAGGCUUCCAGUCCAAUGCCCGACAGCCUGGGGCGAGCAGCGACUGCGCCUUCUUGCCGCGGCACGGCGAGCGCCGCACAGCCUCGGAGUUUUCCUGGAGCAGCUUUAGCACCGGGAGCACUUUUGGUAGAAGGGGAGCAGGACAAGACCCCGCAAUGACUUACCUCCCGAGGCACGGCUGAAGGGGACUUACUGGAGUGGAAUCGUAGUGGAAUUUGGGUUCGGAGAGGAGUUGCGAACGCUUUUUUUUUUCUUCUUCUUCUUUUUUUCUUUUUCUUUUUUUGAUAUACAUAUAUAUUUUUUCACUCCUAUUCCCUCUUUUUUUUUUUCUUUUUCUUUUUUCUUUUUUUUUUUUUCCGUCAUUGGAAAUGAACAAAUUGCACUUGCAAUUCAGAAAGUAGAAAUAUUAAAAUAUUCCAUCCCCUGGGAAGCACAUAUGUAGUAAUGACAAAGGAUUGCAAAGGAGAGAGUGGCUCCAGUUUCCCAGAGAGAUCCCCUUAAAUGGAUUACUAAAUGGGACACACCAUCAGCUAGUUCUGUCCUCUAGCUGCCCAGAUAGAUGCACCGAAAAGUGUGAAGUGAAGAAGUAAAGUCUCCCAGCUGAACUACUAUGAGGUCAGAAGCCUUGCUGCUAUAUUUCACACUGCUACACUUUGCUGGGGCUGGUUUCCCAGAAGAUUCUGAGCCAAUCAGUAUUUCGCAUGGCAACUAUACAAGACAGUAUCCGGUGUUUGUGGGUCACAAGCCGGGACGGAACACCACGCAGAGGCACCGGCUGGACAUCCAGCUGGUCACGGUCAUGAACAGAACCCUCUACAUUGCUGCUAGGGACCAUAUUUAUACUGUUGAUAUGGACACAUCACAUACAGAAGAAAUUUAUUUUAGCAAAAAAUUGACGUGGAAAUCUAGGCAAGCUGAUGUAGACACAUGCAGAAUGAAGGGAAAACAUAAGGAUGAAUGUCAUAAUUUUAUUAAGGUUCUCUUAAAAAGAAAUGAAGAUACGUUGUUUAUCUGUGGGACAAAUGCAUUCAACCCUUCUUGCAGGAACUACAAGAUGGAUACACUGGAGUUCCUGGGAGAUGAGUUCAGUGGAAUGGCCAGGUGCCCCUACGAUGCAAAGCAUGCCAACGUUGCGUUGUUCGCGGAGGGAAAGCUGUAUUCUGCCACAGUGACCGACUUCCUUGCAAUAGAUGCAGUCAUAUACCGGAGCCUUGGAGAAAGCCCAACUCUGCGGACAGUGAAACAUGACUCAAAGUGGUUGAAAGAGCCAUACUUUGUCCAGGCAGUGGACUACGGCAAUUAUAUUUACUUCUUCUUCCGGGAAAUAGCAGUGGAGUACAACAGCAUGGGAAAGGUAGUUUUCCCAAGGGUGGCUCAGGUUUGCAAAAAUGAUAUGGGAGGAUCUCAGAGAGUUCUGGAAAAACAGUGGACUUCCUUCCUCAAGGCUCGUUUGAACUGCUCAGUUCCUGGCGAUUCACACUUCUACUUCAACAUACUGCAGGCAGUUACAGAUGUUAUCCAUUUCAAUGGCCGGGAUGUUGUUUUAGCAACCUUCUCCACUCCAUAUAACAGCAUCCCUGGCUCUGCAGUCUGUGCCUAUGACAUGCUUGACAUUGCCACUGUAUUCACUGGGAGAUUCAAAGAACAAAAGUCUCCAGACUCCACUUGGACACCGGUUCCUGAUGAAAGAGUGCCCAAACCCAGACCUGGUUGUUGUGCUGGCUCUACAUCAUUAGAAAAAUAUGCAACCUCUAGUGAGUUCCCAGAUGAUACUCUGAACUUCAUCAAAACACACCCACUGAUGGAUGAGGCUGUACCUUCCAUUGUCAAUCGACCCUGGUUCCUGAGAACAAUGGUCAGAUACCGCCUGACCAAAAUCGCUGUUGACUCUGCUGCUGGGCCAUAUAAGAACUACACUGUGGUUUUCUUGGGAUCAGAGAAGGGAAUCAUCCUGAAGUUCUUGGCACGGACAGGAAACAGCGGUUUCCUAAAUGACAGCCUUUUCCUGGAGGAGAUGAACAUUUACAACCCUGAAAAGUGCAGUUACGAUGGCAUGGAAGACAAGCGUAUUGUGGCCAUGCAGCUUGACAAACCCAGCAGUGCCCUUUAUGUUGCCUUCUCCACCUGUGUCAUCAAGGUUCCCCUGGGGCGGUGUGAGCGUCAUGGCAAAUGCAAAAAGGCCUGCAUAGCAUCCAGAGAUCCCUACUGCGGCUGGGUGAAGGAGAGCGGGGCAUGCACACAGCUGGUCCUUGGUGCUAAGCUGGCGUUUGAGCAGGACGUAGAACAUGGAAAUACAGAUGGCCUGGGUGACUGCCAAAAUUCCUUCGUUGCCCUGAAUGACAUUUCAACUGCUUCACCUGAUCAUGAAAUGUCUUACGACACAGUGUAUGGACAUUCCAGUUCACUAGUUCCAAGCACCACCUCUUCCGACUCUUGGGCUCGACAGGGUUAUGAUGCUAGGGGACGCAUGCUGGAUUGGAAGGAUCCGCUUGGUUCAUCCGAAAAUACAGAUCCAUAUGUGGCAGUUUCAUCCCAUAAUCAUCAAGACAAGAAGGGAGUGAUUCGUGAGAGUUACCUGAAGGGUCAUGAUCAGCUGGUGCCGGUCACCCUGUUGGCCAUUGCAGUAAUUCUAGCUUUUAUAAUGGGGGCCGUCUUUUCGGGCAUCGUAGUGUACUGUAUCUGUGACCAUCGCCGCAGAGAUGUGGCUGUUGUGCAGAGAAAGGAGAAGGAACUGACCCACUCCCGCCGCGGCUCCAUGAGCAGUGUUACCAAGCUCAGUGGCCUCUUUGGAGAUGCUCAGUCCAAAGAACCAAAGCCUGAAGCUAUCCUCACACCCUUGAUGCACAAUGGCAAACUGGCUACACCAGGCAGCACUACCAAGAUGCUAAUCAAGGCUGACCAGCACCAUCUGGACCUGGCCGCCCUGCCAACCCCGGAGUCCACCCCAACCCUGCAGCAGAAAAGGAAGCCCAGCCGUGGCAGUAGAGAGUGGGAAAGAAACCAGAACCUCAUCAAUGCCUGCACAAAAGAUAUCCCCCCAAUGGCUUCACCCGUCAUCCCUACUGACCUGCCACUCAGGGCUUCUCCUAGCCACAUUCCCAGUGUCAUGGUUCUGCCCAUUGCCCAGCAAGGCUACCAACACGAGUAUGUUGACCAGCCAAAAAUGAGUGAUGGGGCUCAGAUGUCUGUGGAGGACCAGAAUGCCACCCUUGAGUACAAAACCAUCAAGGACCAUCUCAGUAACAAAAGCCCCAGCCAUGGGGUUAACCUGGUGGAAAACCUUGACAGCAUGCCACCAAAGGUACCUCAGCGGGAAGCCUCACUCGGGCCCCCGAGCACCUCCCUGUCUCAGAGUGGUCUGAGCAAGCGGCUAGACAUGCAUUCUUCUGCUUACAACGUGGACUACAAGAGAAACUACCCUACAAACUCACUCACAAGAAGUCACCAGGCGUCAACCCUCAAAAGAAACAACACCAACUCCUCUAACUCAUCACACCUCUCUCGAAAUCAGAGCUUCGGCAGGGGUGACAACCCACCGCCAGCUCCGCAGCGGGUGGACUCCAUACAAGUCCACGCUGCACAGGCACAGGCCAUGACUGUAUCUCGACAGCCGAGUCUCACCACGUACAAUUCUCUGACCAGGUCAGGGUUGAAACGCACGCCCUCGCUAAAGCCAGAUGUACCUCCCAAACCUUCCUUUGCUCCACUCUCUACGUCCAUGAAGCCCAAUGACGCGUGUACAUAAUCACAGUGGGGUGGGUGGGGGGAGAACAGCAGUUAAGCAGAAGUUGCCCUUGAAAGCCAGUGUUCUGCAACUGCUCCUCUGAGAAGAAGGUUGUUGCAAGCUGAGGACGUGUUGUUUCUGCUCUCUGGGAAAAGUGGAAUAUUUUUUUAACCCGAGCCAUAUGACCUAUGGUUGAAGGUUUGCAAUUGCAGGACUCGCCCCCACAGCCCUUACAGUUCUUUGCUCAAAGGACUAGCUCUCCAUCACAAACAUUGAGCCAAAAGCACACAGGUGAAAGAUGACUGUGACAUUUCACCCUCCCCCCCACCCCCCAAACUGCACAGUGCAUUCCUGAACUGGGAAAGAGUGCUCUGGAAAACAAAACCAGUAAUUAAAAACAUAAUAAAAAUAGGAAAAAAAAAAGGAAAAGAAAAAAAAAGGAAAAAGAAAAAAAGAGAAAAAAAAAAGGAAAAGAAAGAAAAAGAAAGAAAAAAGAAUCCAUUGAUAAAGCUAACUCUGACUUAACAAUGGCAGAAGUUUACUAAAUGCAGGUACUGUGAAAUGCCCAUCAGUGUUACAGCCAUUUGGUUAAAGCAGUUAUAAUGCCAUGCUGGGCAAACUGUGUCAUAGAUUUCUGCUACCUUUCUCUUUUAAUGAAUAACGUGACUGUUAACGCAAGUAACUCCUCUUAUUUAUUGUUCAACUUUUGUUUUUCCUAAGGAAAUGACUUCCACAUAUCAUCCUGUGAGCAGUUCUUCAGAGAAGUACCUUGAAAGUUAUACCUAUUUAACGUGAAACCCGUUAACUGGAGUAAUUAAAACUUUUAUUUUUCCAAUAAAUUCACUGAGUUAAUUAAGUUGGAGCUGGAAUUCUGAACUUUGUGCCUGGACUGUCUGAUUAGCUGAAAAAAACGGGGAUAUCUAUUUAAGUCUCUCAGCUAAUUAGCUGGCUUGGCCUCUGACCUAAGACAGCGACAAACAAAUACCACAGGUUCAUAACUUGUAACUCAACUGCAAGAGAAACUCUUUAAAAGCUGCACAUUUGUGCACCAUUGCUAUCAGCAUAGCUUUGUCAGUAGCUAAUGCUUUCCGUGACGGCACCAGCUUGUGAUGUGCCAUCUCAUUUCACCUUGCAUGUGAGACGGCAAACAAAAUCCUCAAACAGUGUGAACUAAUUAAUAUGCCGGCUGUUACCAUGCAUAAAUUAUGGUCUUAUCACACGGGUUUUUCGUGGGAAUAUAUCUGUGAAUAGCCUGUUUUCUUCCACAUGUAAAUUUGUGCCUUACACCCUCAGUUGUGUAUAAUUGUGAGCUGUAGUAUGUAAAAAAAACCUUUUUCUUUUUCCCCUUGGAGUAAUGCAAAUAUUUAUUGGUCCUCCCUCCUUCGCGCCUACUCGAGAACUGGAGCAAAGAAGAAUGUGGUGGCUUUCAGCAUCACCCCACAGCCUUUGCUAGACCAAGGCCAGUGCCAUCCCCUCUGGGUCGGUUCCGCUUUCCAGCCGUGCCAAGCCCUCUCCCCAGAGCACUCUCCCUCCGCGCUGCCUUGCAGCUCCGUACCUCCCCCCACCCAGCGACCGCUCUCCUGGCAGCAGAGGAGAUGCCAACACCUUGUCCUUGGGGACGGCAUGUCCUCCAUCUGCAGAUGGCCAUCAGGGCAAGAGGGGCCGUGCCCUGCAGCCAGCCUGGCAGCACACCCUGCAGCACGUUGGGCACGCGGAGCUAGGCCAGGUAGGCAGGCUCCUGCUGCAGCAACCUGCUGCUUCUGGAGGAUGCUGCAUGUACUCCCCUGGGGAAAAAAAGAAGCAAAACAAAACACAUUUUUGUUUCUGUUUUUGUUUUUUUUUUCCCUUUGUUUCCUUGGUGCGACUGUGCAUGUAGCUAGCGUGGGAGCGUGCGCACAGGUGUGUGCGUGUGUGUGCGCGCGCAGGCGUGUAAGUCCCUUUUUCACUCUUAUCAGUUUAUGCAAAAACAAAAAACAAAAGAAAACAAAAAAAAACAACAAAACAAAAAAAAACAAAACAAAAAAAAAAACAAAACAAAAUACCACCCCGUAGAUGUGUUUUUAAUUUGUUACGAUAACUGUGUCAACAUACUGUAGACAAAUGAUGGGGAUCGCUUCUAAGCUUUUUAUAUAUAUAUAUAUAUAUAUAUCUACUGAACAGUAUGUUUGAGUAAGGUGGUUGUUUCUGUUCCAGUUUGUUUUUUAAAAUUUUAUACUCCCAUUUGCUUUCCAGGAUUUUGGUUUUGUUUCUGAAUGACUGAAAAGCCAGAUUUCAAGUCCAUUAGCUUAAUAGAUGGUAUAUAUAAAGUCUGGAUGGUUUAGACCAAAGUGUGUAACAAGGGUGCUUGCAUGUGAUUUCAUUUCAUCAUGGUUUCUUUUACAACACGGUUUUGUUCACCCUUAGUGAACUAUGCAGACUGGAGUAGAUAGAUCUGUAUCCAAAGCAAUGUUGUUGAUUUAAUAAAAGCAAACAGAAAAGAAGAACUUUGAAAACCACAGGUAGCAAGGUCAUUUUUGGAAAGAACUGACUUGCAGCCUUUUCACCAGGCUCCAAAACCCCCUGAGUACCAAAUGCACGGGUCCAUCGCUAUGACUUGGCAGAGUGUUCUGUCAAAACACAGAAAUGAAUAAUCACAGCAACAGCUCAUAUGGUGAUCUGCCUUUGUAACAUGCAUUGCAUCCGCUGCUGGUUUGACCUUGAAAUGCCCAUUUUGUACUCAGUGGAUCUUCUGUUCUCAUUCUCCCUUCCACCCUUUCUUUCGAGGGGUUCAUAAACCUAUAUGUGUGCCUUUGCUUUCCACCCUUGCUAUACACUGUUAGAUGCAACAGAUUCAGACUCUCAUUUGCUGUAAAGUUGUAGAGUGUUGUGAUGUCACCAGUUUCCCCUUCAUUUCCACAUCCCCAUAACAUCAGAUUCACACCUUAAUGUACGUUGUAAAAAGGAAAAAGGAAAAAAAAAAAAAAAAAAGAAAGAAAGAAAAAAGAAAAUUAAAAGAAAAGAAAAAAAAAAGAGAGAGAGAGAGAGAAAGGAAGGAAAGAAGACAAAGAAAAGGGGAAACAAAAGCUCUUGAUUACAUAUGGUAAUAAAACCGGACUGUUCUACCUUACUUCUUGUGCCCUAGUUCCUUUGUUUCUGUGAGGAUCCAUCAUUUCUGUUAAAUGGUUAAAGAGAGAAAACUUGUUUUCAGUCUCAAACAGAAAAUAACUUGAUUUAGAGUAAGAGGUGGUAAUUAAAAAUUGAAUCACACGUUUUCUUUCCCUCUAUUGAUAUCCCACAAUCUAUUAGCUUGUUCAUCAUCAAAUAUUUAUGGCAGACUUGGUGGUUUAACAGGUCAAGGAGGGGAUUUAAGCACACGUGGCUCACCAAAAUAGAUCAUCCUAUAGAUGUGACUUCAUCUCCAGGUUUUGCACAUUAAUAAUGGGAGAGCCUGUGUUUUCUUCUAGCGGGCAUAGAUCUAUUGUGCUUUAUGGGCCUAAUUUAGAGGAUGUUGCCUGAGACUUUAUGUCUGCAAGAUGUUAGUAAGCAGUGUGCAUACUAUCUCUCCAGUCCUGGGAGCAAUUAAAACGUACCUAUAUUCUCUGAGCUGAUUUUGUGCACGUGUGGACUGCUUACACACAGCAGCUGAACACUCAGCUAUGUCAGUGGCUGGCCUUGGUGAUUUUGGUUUGGGACAGAAGCUUUCUGGGAUCACCUAGAAACAAGGGAUUGGACUGAAAGAUUUACCACCUAUUCUACGAGGUCACACACAGGCCAGGGCAGUCCUUGCUCAUAAAUGCCUUCACCCAUCACACACUGCAGAUGGUGUGACACAGGCUCAGCAGAAAGUGGUGAAGUACGAACACUCCUCAUGGAGCAGGAAGAGCUCCCACAAAGCCUUGGCACAUUCUCUCAGCAGUGACAAUGAGGAGGCCCUUGACAGUUCCAUCUCACCAAUAUUUUUCAGUACUUCACCCACAGACAUCUCUAAUUCCAGCUCAGGUGUAGCUUUCCUUCUAGCAGAGGUUUCCAGUCAUACUGGCAUGCAGAGGCACGUGGAGAUGAUGUUCCCCAAGACAUAGCCCUUAAUCUGGAGACCAAGGGCACUACAUAUGGCUCACAGUGCUCCUCAGGCACACAAGAGGCUUGUAUGCUGCAGACAGGAAAGAGAAAGCUCUCCAGAUGCUCUUCAGCCCACAGCUGUCCCCUUUGAUACUACUUUGUCCAGCUAGUUUUGAAACAUAUCACCCAAGCAGCAUUUAGGGGAUUAUUCAGUGACAUUACCACAGUACUACUAUUAUUAAAGUUUCUCUAUAAGCAGUUGUAGAUUGAUGCUUUAUUGCUCGCAGUUCCUUUUCAUGUUUUUCUAAGCUUAGUACUCCCUGGUAGUGCUGAAGGUGCUGGCCAGCUGUCUGCUUUGUUGCCAGAAGGCCUCAGUUGUUCCCAUAGAUUGUGCCAGGAUUAAUGGGAGUCACCAAGUUGGCCUCCAGCAGUGGCACUGGCUGUCUCUCUUGCAAGGCUCAUCCCUCUGCAUCUGGUAAAAGAGAGAAG